This is a messenger RNA of Microtus oregoni (creeping vole), 4662 nucleotides long. It is a transcript of the gene Cep68, whose product is annotated as centrosomal protein 68. The record is from RefSeq and is a predicted model, not a curated record. NCBI's taxonomy places the organism in Eukaryota, Metazoa, Chordata, Mammalia, Rodentia, Cricetidae. Bases 243 to 2453 code for a protein of 736 amino acids. The transcript is spliced from 8 exons.
GCCGCCUGGGACCCCGGCCCAGCUCUCCGGGCUGCUCUGGACGUGCGACGGUUCGGUUCGAACUGAGUAACCUGUACAAGCCUUUGGUUUGGUCACACCUUUCCCAACUCUACUGAGGCAUCUGUGUGAAAGGAUCUGGGCUGAGGAAAGUCCAGACCUUGAUACUCCCUCAAGGAAGUGGUCACUGUUCCUUACUUAAGUUUCUGAAGGCUUCAAGGGAAACCCAAUUUAGGGAAGACUCAAUGGCUCUAGGUGAAGAUGUGGCAGAGACAGACGCAUCUGUCAACACGAAGGUCCCAUCCUGUGGCAGGUGGAACUCUGGGGAACAGGAGCUGCUGCCCCCAGGACUCAAGCCACAGCAACCCCUGCAUCUGGAAGUUGAGAGAGGGCCACUGUGGAGGGCUGAGGCUGGCCCUGACUGCAUCUCUGGAGUUUUCUUGUCACAGGCCCACGUUGCCAGCGGAGAACCAGUAGCAGAUAGGUCUAAACCUACCCUCAGAGACCCACUUCCUUCUGCCAGCAUGGGGACUGGAGACCUUCACUCUGCGGGAAGCCAUAUGGAGGAAAACAAACUUCCUGCCUCCCAGGACCUGUAUCAGAGGGUUAAAGUCCUUGGAACUAUAACUGUGUGCUCAGAACAUGAUGCUGACAGUGAAGACAACCAGUCCCUGAUUGAGUCACCUCAAGUUCUGGGCCUCAGCCAGCAACCUCACGUCUCAAGUUUCCCUCUGCUAUCACAAUGGAAGACCACAGUGAGCCCAGGUGCUCCUCAGCUCUCUAGCGGAAGCAUCUCUGCCUCUUCCAUGGGCAACAGUCUCCAGGAUCACCAGGAGAAGGCAGAGCCUCACAGUAGCUCCUUUGCCAAGGUCUCCUCUCAGGAGUUUAUUGUACCCCAUGGAGCCCCCUCUGUGGUGGGGUCAGAGCCUCAGUCCCUGUGGUCACCACAGCCUGGGGUCCCUGGGGGUAAUGCUACUAGCCUGGGUAAGAGACAGCUCUCCUUUCAGGCAGAGUACUGGGCCUGUGUGCUGCCAAAUUCUCUACCUCCCUCUCCUAACCGCAAUUCCCCACUCUGGAACCCAAAUAAAGAGUAUGAAGAUCUGCUUGACUACACUUACCCACUGAGGCCUGGGCCUCAGCUCCCAAAGCAACUUGAGAGUCAUGUACUGGCUGACCCUGUCAUGCAGGACUCAGGUGUAGAUCUGGACAGUUUCUCUGCCUCCGCAGCAAGUACUCUCAAGUCACCCACUAACAUCUCACACAAUUGCUUAUCAGCAGAAGUGCCUGCCCUGCCAUUUUCUGGAGCCAGGGAGCCAUGCCUUAAGUGUUGGCCCUUGGGAGUAUCCCAGAAACAGGAUGGCAUAAGCCUGGCAUCUUGGAAGCAGCUUGCAUCAACCCCUAGAGCCUCAGGUACCAAGGCUACUUCUUGUGAGAACAGAGAGGCAGCCCCAAGGGACACAAAGAACUAUCCACCUAUAGGCAAGAACCUCAGUGUGGGUUCUCCCCAGCUAAGGACAAAGGAGAGGGGCCUGCCCUUUUCUAGACUAGAGAGAGAGAAGAGAGCCUGCCGGAAUGUUGGGCAUCCUGCCUAUGUGAAGCCUGGGUGGACAUCAGAAGAGGAGAUGGAAAGUGAGGAUGAGUACCUUGCCUUGCCCACGAGGCUGACUCAGGCUUCUAGUCUGAUGUCCUACUUAGGUGCCAUUCCCACCCUUGUGAACCUACCCCCUGGGGCUGCUGAGGAGCACAGUUCACUGGAAGUCUCAGACAGUGAUGGGUCAGCUUCCCCCACAUUGGACUCCAGCCAAAGGCAGCAUCCUUCUGGUGCUACCUUCCAAGGGCCUAUGGUCCAGAACCCCUGCUUCGUGGACUCUAUCCAUCCCAAAGACUCCUCAGACAAAAGUAAUAUGAUGAGCAGCCAGGCCCUUGGGGUCUCUUAUGGACUGCUGAAAACUCACCCCUCGAUGCAAGCUGCGUCGGACAGGUGGUCAUUCUCAGAGCCAGCUGCUGGAGAGAGGCUUCCCAGGAACACAGGGCAGGGGAAAGCGUCACUGGUGCAAUGUGUGCAGACAUUUUGUUGUCAGCUGGAAGAGCUCAUCUGCUGGUUGUAUAAUGUCACAGAUGUUGCUGACCUCAGUGCUCCACCCAGUUCCACUCUGACGGGUCUCAAGUCUUCUCUGCAGCUUUACCGGCAAUUUAAGAAAGAUGUAGACAAACAUCAGUCCCUGACAGAGAGUGUCUUGGAGAAGGGGGAGAUUCUUCUUCAGUGCCUGAUGGAUAACACCCCAGUUUUGAAGGAUGUCCUUGGGAGGAUCGCAGAGCAGUCUGGUGAGCUGGAGAGCUGUGCAGAUCACCUUUAUGACUCCAUCUUAGCCUCUUUGGACAUGUUGGCCGGCUGUACCCUCAUCCCUGACCACAGGCCAACAGCAGCUAAAGAACACCUGCCUGAAAGACUUUAACUCAGCACAGGUGGACUCAUCAUCAGCUAAACUGGGGAGAAAACAAGAACUUGUUGGAAGAACCAUUUAACAGUUAAGGUGUAAGGGAGACACAGCUCUGAACAAACUGCUUUAAGAUGCCUUUCCCAUCUCUGAAGGGUUCUUGAGUCUCUGUUCUCAUCGUGAAACCCUCCAAACGAAGGCUUUUCCUUUUGGUGCUUCUCUACCAAAAAUACGUGGCUUUACAAUUUUGAUAAAAUACUAGGAUUUGUGGGUCUCAUGUACCUCUUCUGUUUAAAAACCAGCAGAUAAGCUGCUCAAGAAAUGUUCUAAGUACUUGGAAUUAGCAUACCUGUUAAUCUUUUAGACAUAAAGUACAAUAUUUCACAUGCCUGCUGCAACCCAGUAUGGCUUUUCACAAUGCUUAUGGGCGUGAUCCAAAUUAAACUGUGUUGAUUCUGCCAUCUCUAAGUCAAGCUUAUUUCUUACAUUGUACGUGGUGAAUAAUGUGCUUUCAAAAGGCAAAAGAAAAUGCUUUUCUAGCAAAUGAGAAUUGGUUAAAAAUCAGUACAUUUUACCUUUCUGGUGUGACUUUAAAUUGACUUCUCAUUAAUGUUAGAGCUGCCCUCAGAAAUUAAACCCAUAUGGCAGGCAUGAAAGUCAGUCAGCAUAAAAACUGAAGAUGGAUGGGCUGGAGAGAUGGCUCAGAGGUUAAGAGAACUCACUGCUGUUCCAGAGGUCCUAAGUUCAAAACAGCAACCACAUGAUGGCUCACACCCAUCUAUAAUGAGAUCUGGUGCCCAGAACACUAUAUACAUAAUAAAUAAAUUAAAAAAAAACCCUGAAGAUGGCAGAACCUUACAGAAAAGAGUUAACCAGUUGCACCAAUUGAAUGCAGAAUGAAGCGCUCCUGUUCUCUUAAAGUAUAAUUACAACCAGCUUCAACUGACAGUGUUUAGUUUGGAAUAUACUGUUUCCCAACAAAGUACUACCUUGCCUGAAGACGGUCCAUGCUUUUGUUCAUCCUCUUUGUAACAAAAAGAUAAGCUUUUUUGUAACUAAAGGGUGCAAACUCUGACCUUGGCUGUGAACGCCACUUAAGAAUAUCAACACAGCUGUUAAUUGUAUCUUCUGCUGUGUGUUAACUUUUGAGCUGAAACUGUCUCAGCCUAGGAUGAUGCCACCAUUUCCAUGUGCAAGUGUGGCCAGGGUAGGUUCAUUCACAUGGCCAUGUUAGAAUUUAUAUACGGUCCUUUAAAGUUCAUUUGAGUCCACAAUAAAGUAGCAUCUCAAUGCAGGGUUCUUGUCUGUCUAGAGCUAAGCUCUAGCACAAAACAGAGGCUUCAAAGACAGGUUGUUCUGAAACUUAAAUGGAACCCAAAAGGAGCGGUGUGCUGAAUGGCCAAUAUGUGCUUGAGAGGGAACUUCUUCUCAAGUGAGCAUAGGAAGUUAGCAUGAGUCCAAUGACUACUGUUUGUUAAGGGUUCCAGGCAAUGGCAGAAUGUUCUUCAUAUUACACAAGUUACUGUGUAGCAGCCACUUUUCAUUUUUAGUAUAAUUGGUAUUUCGCUAUUAUGUGCACAAUUAGAGCCCCCAAUAGUCUUGAAGUGUUUAUACUUGAAAAGUGGGAUAUACCCCCCAAACUGCAUUUAUUGGUGCAUACAUCAAAGCAAAUAGUAGUUAAGUGUACUGAAAUGGUGUUGUAAGCCCUAAUCUUGCUGCCAGUGGUGAAAGAAAACUAGGAUUUUGCAAAGUCUGUAAAUUUGUUUAUAUUAUAAAUGUUUUCUGCUAACAAAGAAUAAACCAAAAGUUUGAACAGUUUUUGCUAUUGUAAAAUUAAAGUGCAUGGCAUCACUUUGUCUUACAUUGUUUCUUUAUCAUUUAGUUAUUAUAGAAAACAGUUUAUGAACUCUUUCUCCCUUUGUAUUGUCAAGGAAAAAACCCAACAGUGUACAAUAUAUAUAUAUAUGUAUAUAGGUCAAAAUAUAUUUUGACCCAUAUAUACUGAUGGCUUCAGGAGUUUCCAGUUGUCUUACAUAAGGACGAAUAGACCCAACAAGCACAUCUAUAAUACAAAGUAAACUAUGAUUUUAUUGUGAAAUUCUCAUAGAUGGAAAAUUAAAUUGAAUAUUUAUUCUGUCCAUUUUUCAUUUUACAAUAAUCUUACCACUUAUUUUUGUACCAUGUAUUUCAAUUGUCUGUUUAGUGAAAAAUAAAGAAACCUGUAAUU